Parus major (Great Tit) is the source of this 1678-nucleotide messenger RNA. RefSeq names its product nerve growth factor receptor (gene NGFR). The transcript is spliced from 6 exons. Bases 86 to 1336 code for a protein of 416 amino acids. Lineage: Eukaryota; Metazoa; Chordata; Aves; Passeriformes; Paridae. Gene Ontology annotation, cellular component: plasma membrane; cell surface. Gene Ontology annotation, molecular function: death receptor activity; nerve growth factor binding; coreceptor activity. Gene Ontology annotation, biological process: Rho protein signal transduction. The record is from RefSeq and is a predicted model, not a curated record.
CCGGCCGCGCUCCGGCUCCCGGGGGUGUCACCGGCCGCGCUCCGGCUCCCGGGGGUGUCACCGGCCGCGCUCCCCCCGCUGUGCCAUGGCCGGGCUCCUGCCGCUGCUGCUGCUCCUGCUGCCGGCGGGACCCGCCGGGGGCUCCAAGGACGAGUGUUUCUCCAAGCUCUUCACGGCCAGCGGGGAUUGCUGCCGGGCCUGCAACGUGGGCGAGGGCGUGGCGCAGCCCUGCGGGGUCAACCAGACGGUGUGCGAGCCCUGCCUGGACAGUGUCACCUUCUCGGACACGGUGAGCGCCACGGAGCCGUGCAAGCCGUGCACGCAGUGCGAGGGGCUGCAGAGCAUGUCCGCGCCCUGCGUCGAGUCUGACGACGCCGUUUGCCGCUGCGCCUACGGAUACUUCCAGGACGAAUCCAGCGGGAGCUGCCGCGAGUGCCGCGUCUGCGAGGUGGGCUUCGGCCUCAUGUUCCCCUGCAAGGACUCGCAGGACACGGUGUGCGAGGAGUGUCCUGAGGGCACCUUCUCCAGCGAGGCCAACUUCGUGGAUCCCUGCCUGCCGUGCACCACGUGCGAGGAGAACGAGCUGCUGGUGCGGGAGUGCACGGCCGCGGCCGAUGCCGAGUGCCGGGGUCUCCACCCUCGCUGGACCACGCAGAGCCCGUCCCUGGGGGGCUCCGAGAGCCCCGAGCCGGCCAGCAGGGAGCCGCUGGGCACCGAGGGGGCGGCCACCACCGCGGCCAGCACGGCCACCACCGUCAUGGGCAGCUCGCAGCCCGUGGUGACCCACGGCACCAGCGACAACCUCAUCCCCGUCUACUGCUCCAUCCUGGCCGCCGUGGUGGUGGGGCUGGUGGCCUACAUCGCCUUCAAGAGGUGGAACAGCUGCAAGCAGAACAAGCAGGGAGCCAACAACCGCCCGGUGAACCAGACCCCGUCACCCGAGGGGGAGAAGCUGCACAGCGACAGCGGCAUCUCCGUGGACAGCCAGAGCCUGCACGACCAGCAGCCCCCCGGGCAGGGCACCCAGGGGCCAGCCCCCAAGGCGGACAGCAGCCUGUACUCGGCGCUGCCGGCCAGCAAGCAGGAGGAGGUGGAGAAGCUGCUGGGCAGCUCUGCCGAGGACACGUGGCGGCAGCUGGCGGGCGAGCUGGGCUACAAGGAGGACCUGAUCGACUCCUUCACCCGCGAGGAGUCCCCGGCGCGGGCGCUGCUGGCGCACUGGGCCUGCCGCGAGUCGGCCACGCUGGACGCGCUGCUGGCUGCCCUGCGCCGGCUCCAGCGCGGGGACAUCGCCGACAGCCUGGCCAGCGAGUCCACGGCCACCUCCCCCGUCUGAAGGGAGCCCCGGGCUGGGGGGGACCCUCGCCGGGCUCUGGGGGGCGGAGGGGUCACCCCGGGUCCCCCCCGGCUGAGCUCCCGGUGCCGGCGCCGUCCCCUCCCCGCGCCGACCCCGCCCGGCAGCGCCUGAAGGAGUUUGGGGGGCUCAGCCCCGCCCUGACCCCAAAUCCCGGCUGUGGCCGGAGCGUUGGGAGCCCCGGGAUGGGCGGGCAGCCGGACAGAUGGACACGGGAGUGACCGCCGUGCUCUCCCCUCCCCCUUCCAGCCCCUUCUCCCUGGGGCUCCUCGUCCUCCUGCCCCGUCCCCAAAUCCAGCUGAUGUCCCCCAAAAACGGGAGCGG